This is a messenger RNA of Lingula anatina, 2124 nucleotides long. RefSeq lists its product as uncharacterized. NCBI's taxonomy places the organism in Eukaryota, Metazoa, Brachiopoda, Lingulata, Lingulida, Lingulidae. The record is from RefSeq and is a predicted model, not a curated record.
GAGUCACGGGAGGCGAGGGCCGACAUUUGCAGGCUAAAAAUAUAUUUUCACGGACAUCGACAAGCAAUCAUUUUGAGGCCAAUCGUCUACCAAAGUUGCACAGCGGAAACAUGGUCGCUGCAGGGCGUUGGUGUCUUCUGUUGGUGGUUGUCAUGCUUCAUUCGUCGCCAAGCAACGGGUGGCUCGGCAACUUCGGAUUUAAUUUCAAAAAAUUGAUUGAUUUGAACAUAGGUAAACUGUUAAAUCAGUGUAAGAAUAAGCAGGCCACUGGCCUCAAUGGAAGGAGUCAUGCUGAUAUCGUCGCCGCCGCGAAACUGUGGGCGCCGGUGGUCCGGUUGGCCGUGGGAGAGGAAUGGAAACCAUCCAGCGUCGAUUAUUUCCUCCAACACGUUAACUUACGCGGCGGCAGUCCGACUUCCGUCACUCCGAGCACACUACCCACCUGUAACAGCAACUGCUACCUGGAAACUAAGACGCAUUUAUCUUGUCCCUCGUGCAGAGAACCUGUCGUCUUUAAGGGACAGGAUCCUGCAAGUGCCCCAGCAUACGCUAUAUACGAGGACAAGGGUAACGUUGUUGAAAUCACCUAUUGGUUCUUCUUCCCAUACAACAGAGGAAAACGGGCGUGUGUGGGGUUAUAUUUUGAUAACGUAUGCCCGUGCGUCAAGGCGUGGGGCCAUUGCCUAUGUCCUCGACUUAACGGAUGCGCAGGGGGGUACUCGACCUUUGGUAAUCACGUUGGAGACUGGGAACACGUGAAGAUAAAGUUCAAUAAUAACAAAAUCUACUCCGUAUAUUUGUCAAUCCACGAUUCUGAGAUCACUAACCAAUAUGGUGGAGAGUUUCUGUGGAAUGGUAAUGAAUUCAGGAGAGGGAAUCGGGCCGUUUAUACGACUGACUGCACACACGCCCAAGUCUACGCAGCCAAGGGAUCCCAUGGUAUCUGGCCAAACACAGGGGAACACGUCUACAAGAAACUCUUUAACGGAGACAAGUUGAAAGAUCACUGUAGUGCAGGAACAGCAUGGCACAUUGCAAAUAAUCUUAAAAUUGUCAAGAUGGCCGCCAAAGGACAGUUUACUGGGGAAUUCAACUUUCUUAACUUCAAGGGCCGUUGGGGAAAUCGGGAACGUAACUGCCCAAAAAUCAUUGGUCAGUGUGUACUUGAAAACGGACCAGGUGGACCACCUAAGUGAGAACUCACCACAUGACUCUCGAAAUCUGUUUCUUUAUUUUGGUUCAAAAUUGUGGACAACCAAAUUAUGAUGGAAAACAAUUGAAACGUUCCACACAUUCAAUAUGCCAUUAACCCUAUAUACUGCAUCAUAUGCUAAGAAUCCUUUUUGGCAGAAACACAUUAAAAAAAUUAGUGAUUAAGACGCUAAUAUUUUCGACGAUUUUAUGUUUUUGAAAUUGCCAAUGUUUUACAACACCUUCACAUUAAAAUGUUUUUUCAGAUGUUUUGAUCGAUUGAUUCAUGGAUAUGAAAAGUAAUCUUAUAAUUUACUGCAAUCGUACAUUGUUUUCCUUUUAAUUCAGACAAGGGCCCACUAAACAGUUUAUUGGGUCUUAGAUACAGAUUAAAAGACUGAGUUCUACACGUACAUAUAAUGAUGUAAACAACAAUGUUCCAUUCUCAACAUUUAUAUGUCAAGCACUGGUACAUGAAUAUCAUAGUAUGUUUGAAAAUAUAUACCGUGUCCUCCCUAUGAAUAAGAGUUAUUUUUUCAAAUGUAUGUGUGAUUGCUUCGCCAAUACAUUUUGAACAUCAUUCACAAACACGUCCGGCACAUGCACCACACAAAUUUAAUCGGUGACGAGUAUAUACAAGACCAAAGACACAUAAAGGCUGAACAACGCCUAGUAAUGGAUGAUGUUGUGCCAGUGGUGCCACCUGGUGUCGUCUGCUGCGUGGGAAUUCUCUCAGCGGUGCUAUACCCUGUGCUAUACCGGUGUAUGUACGUGUAAGUGCAAACAGACCUGUUAAUUUCCCAAAAGAACCCCCGAGUAGACUGGAAAUUGGAGUUCAGACAAAGCGAAGUGAUCAAUGUCUCGACCGGACAGGCAAUUAUCUUCGGUUCGAAGACCGGUGCAUUGCCGUUGAAAGAAGGUGAAACUCAAAAU